AUGUCAAAUAAUCAAGAAAACAAUGAGAUUACCCUUAUUCAACAACAACUACAGGAGACCCGCCAGAUGUUAGAGCAACUCCUCAUCGCACAACAGCAACAGGCUGCCAUGCCUGACAACACAUCGGAUCCACAGAUGAUGAUGGAUUCGUCACACCAUCCAAGUGUGUCCCAUAAUACUCCAAGUCCUCUACAUUCCCUUGGUACACGUCCGCAGUACGAUUGGACUGCCCCGGACAUUCUGUCUUCUUGCCUAAAAUUGGAUCGAGAUCUCUUCUCUACCGAAAAUAUCCUCUCUGUUGAAUACGAAGUAUCAAUUAAAAAGAAUAAAGACUAG
This is a messenger RNA of Rhizopus microsporus ATCC 52813, 336 nucleotides long. RefSeq lists its product as uncharacterized. The transcript has a single exon. Bases 1 to 336 code for a protein of 111 amino acids. The record is from RefSeq and is a predicted model, not a curated record. Lineage: Eukaryota; Fungi; Mucoromycota; Mucoromycetes; Mucorales; Rhizopodaceae.